Molecule: messenger RNA, 431 nt
Organism: Ilex paraguariensis (yerba mate)
Lineage: Eukaryota; Viridiplantae; Streptophyta; Magnoliopsida; Aquifoliales; Aquifoliaceae
Source: the annotation of a GenBank genome assembly
UGAUUCACACCGACUCACAAAGAGUUUUGUGUGGUAUAUAAAUAGAGAUGGAGACAGGUGUUCAUACAGGCUUGGCGUCGCCGGCCGCCGUCGCCAUCACCUCCGCGGUGUCCUUCAUCGGCUCCGGACACUCUCUCCUUGGGCGUCAUCUAUACCUUUCUAAGCCUUCUCUCUCUUCCACUCGGUUCAGCUCGAAUCGAGUUUGGUCAAAUGCAAUUGCCAAACCUCUUGUAGAGCCGUAUCAAUUCCGUGCUGGCGCCGUACCUUUCAUUGGAGGCGGGGGUCGUGCGAUUCUGCAGGACGCCGGAGCGUCGGUGAUGCUCAUGGUCGGCGCGUACGGUCUCGUUUCAUCUUUCGAUUAUCUCACCCAGCGCAACCUCAUUGAACAGAGAUGUUGCGAUCUUGAAGUGGUUUCGGUGAGGAUGAUUUAG